Messenger RNA from Cynoglossus semilaevis (tongue sole), 3460 nucleotides. Its product is annotated as WD repeat-containing protein 49. Bases 512 to 3460 code for a protein of 982 amino acids. The transcript has 16 exons. NCBI's taxonomy places the organism in Eukaryota, Metazoa, Chordata, Actinopteri, Pleuronectiformes, Cynoglossidae. Gene Ontology annotation, molecular function: protein binding. The record is from RefSeq and is a predicted model, not a curated record.
GUGUGAGUGUGUGUGUGUGUUACUACAGUCAACUGUGUUGGUGUGACUGGCUGCUACGUCGCUGACUUUGGGAAUUUGGGAAAAAUAAAGGUUUUGCUUCAGGAAGCGGAGCGGCCGAGGCCACGCCCCCUCACAGACACGGAGACUGAAGAUUCUUCAGGGUUCUGGAGCCGAGGACGUGGUGGACGCUGGGCUGUGGUCACUGACGGUGUUGACCUCCAACUGUUGGGUGAGUUUGUCUUUUCUCUGUUGGACAUUUUCUUCAGAGUUCCUUCUUUGUAUUUUUAGCUAAACGUGAUCGUACGUUAAACCAAAGGUUGAACUGGUUGUAAAGAAUCACUUUCUUCACCAGUAGGGGUCGCUCAUCCACUUAGCUAGGAUAUAUUUUUGUCACUGGUGUUCAGUCUCUGUUUCCAGUGUUUCUGUUAACGUCAGGCCUGGAGGUCAACCAGGGAACUGCAGACUCCGACUCCUCACGUGUCGGUGAUUGAUUGACAGGUGAGCCGUAACCAUGGGAACACGGAUGGAGGUGACGCAGCUGGAGAGCCAGCUGAGUGCUGAGGAUUACAGGAAGCUGCAGAGUCUUUUCCUGGACCCCUGUGGUGAACCUCGCUCCUUGUCCAGAACUGACUUCGUGGACCUGGCCUGGUCCUCGGUGGGUCACGGCUCCAGGGAGGAGUACGGGCUCCUGUUUGACGGCGUGGUGGUCACUCAGGAGCAGCGUGGACUGCUGCUGGACCUGGACGCAGUCAAGGCAGAGGGCCGUGUUGAUUGGACGGGACUGUGCCACUUCCUGCUGCUGGAGCUUUCUGAGAAGAUGAAGAGGGAUGAGAACCACAGUGUGCCCCGCUGGAAGCCCCCCCGCUCCAUCACCUGCCCCCACCGUGACCCCGUUCAAAAGGUCGGACACUUUUUAUCAUCGGCUCAAUCCAAAGAGUUUCACUCACACACAGCAGUGAGAGGUGAUGUGUCCCCUCGUGUCCCCUCGUGUCCAUUGUCUCCUCAGGUGUUGUACCUGCAGAGUUCAGGUCAGUAUCUGACCAUGAGCAGACGGGGGACGGUGGGGCUGCGGGACAAAGAGGACACGUCUCUGGUGCACACGCAUCGACUGCAGAACGGCACCGUGGCGGCCAAAGACCUGUGGGCCACCGACGCCGUGCUGCUGCCCAACGUCCACAAGAUGGCCGUGUCGUUCACCAGUAAAGAGGUGUGUUUUUACGACACUCUGUCUGAGAAGGUCUUCAGCUGCAGAUACAAGCUGCAGGGUUUGAAGUUCACCCCCUGGUGCAUGGACUACUGGGCUGACGUGUCCCAGCCGGACCGGGCCGUCCUCACCAUUGGAGACAUCGGAGGGCAGGUCAGUGCUGUCCACUUCACCUCUGCUCAGAUCUCUCUGUUUGAACGUCCUGGUCUGAGGACGGACUCUGACUCAGUGGACAUCGUCCUGUGGGACGAGCUGGUCAGAGGGAAACACCGCUGCUGUUACCUGGUCACCCACCAGGUCCACGCCCCAGCCUGGGUUAGAAAAGUGCGUUACCUGGAUUCACUGGAGGCGUUUGUGUCGUGCAGCACCGCUCCACAGAGCAGCAUGGUGAUUGGCUGGAAGGAAAAAGAGAGCAGGGAUUUCCGGGUGUCGUCUUUCUCCACCAAGAGGGGGGUGUGGGACCUGGACCACCACCGUGGUCUAAAUCUGAUGGCCACAGCGGGCGUGGAUCAUCAGGUCCUGCUGUGGAACCCGUACCUGACCUCGGAGCCGCUGUGUGCGCUCAGCGGGCACGCCAACGCCGUCCUCGCUGUUCGCUUCCUGCAGACCAAGCAACAACUGCUCAGCUACUCCAAAGAUAAGGUGUGUGUGUGUCUCCAGGUCCUGUGUCUGUGGGACGUGUCCAGUCAGCAGUGUCUUCACCGUCUCUCUGAGGUUUUCCCGAGGACGCAGGAGGACACGCACACGCUCAUGUACCUCCACGAGGAGCGCCACCUCCUCCUGCUCUCCUUCAACAGCACGCUGGUUCUGCUGGAGAGCGUAGAGGAGGAGAGGAGAGGCAGCAGCCACGCUCAGACGGUCACCUGUGUGCUCUACAACAGUCUGUUCAGACAGGUUGUCAGCAGUGACUCAGCCUCCUCUGUGAUCUGCUGGCAGGCCGACACAGGCCAAAAGGUCAAGCAGUUUCACCGUUGCCAUGGCGACGCAGGGAUUUUGACAAUGGCCCUGGAUGGUACGCAGACCAGGCUGUUUACUGCAGGGACGGACGGCGAGGUCAAAGUCUGGGACUUCAGCGGUGGAUGUCUUCACAGGAUGAACGCUGCUCUGGGUCGGAGCGUCCCCAUCUCACAGGUGCUGCUGUUGAAGAGGAGCGUAGUCCUGAUGGGCUGGGAAAGGUAUGUCUCGUUCACUGUUUUCCGGCUUCAUUCUUUCUCACAGUCUCUUGUGGAACCUUCAAAGUGGAGGGGCGGGGUCCAACAUGGCAGCCCUGUCCUCUGUGCUGCCUUUCAGCGUCCACACACUCUGGUCACAGGAAGCUACGGUGGAGAGAUCGUGGUCUGGAACCACGACACGGAGCAGGCUCUGAGGAGGCUGCAGACCCCCCCUGACCCCUGGGACCAGGAGCCCCAGUCAGGUGACCUUCUGAUCAAACGUCUUCAGCCGUUCUCUGUCCUGGAGGUCAAACGUCCCCUUCUUCUUCCAGGUCACUCUGAUUGUUUGAAGAACUCACACUCGUCUAGCGCCAUCACCAGGCUCUUCUUUAUUCCGGGGAGAACGUCUGCAGCUGCAGGUAAAACCUGUUACCAGGAAACAUCCAGUUACCAGUGGUCAACACAGCUCCAUUUUUACACCGGACACUGUGUGGCGCUGUUUCCCUCUCUGGUUAUUUUUCUUUCGGCUUAUUUAUUUCUGAUGUAUUUCCGGUGCCGUCCUUCAGGCGGUGCAGACCUGGUGUCCUGCGGAGGUUCUGGUGUGGUCCGGUUCUGGAACAGUGUUGACGGCCGACUCCUCGGACACUUCACUGCUCACAACAAAGAUCUGGGCUCCAUGGUGAUGACGCUGAGUCCCUGUGGGGGGGUCUUAGUCACUGCUGACGGAGAGGGACGAGUCAAGACCUGGGAGAUCCAGCGUUAUUUACUCCAACCGGACGAUGACGUCACCGCGGACGCUCCCGACCUUCGGUCCACUUUCCGUCCCCACCGUGAUCGCGUCACUCACCUGGAGACGUUUGUCCACGGAGACAGGCUCCUCCUCCUGUCGGCGUCGUCGGACUGCAGCGUGUCUCUGAGCCACCUGUCUGGAGACACCGUCGGACGGUUUGGUCAGGUGUGGAAACACACACACACACACUCACACACAGUACAGGGGUCACCUGAGGUCACGGCUACAGCUGAGUACAGUACUGCAGGAAAGAGUUCUGGACAGGACCACUCUGUCAAGGUAACAGUUCUGGAUCACGGCACCGUCUCAACCUGA